Molecule: messenger RNA, 1903 nt
Organism: Stegastes partitus (bicolor damselfish)
Lineage: Eukaryota; Metazoa; Chordata; Actinopteri; Pomacentridae
Gene: mnd1
Product: meiotic nuclear divisions 1 homolog (S. cerevisiae)
Exons: 8
Coding region: 105-722 (205 amino acids)
Biological process (GO): reciprocal meiotic recombination
Cellular component (GO): nucleus
Molecular function (GO): double-stranded DNA binding
Source: RefSeq, a predicted model, not a curated record
UUCUCUCUUGUUUGGAUUACAAAACACCACAACAGCGCCAUAAUAUAUUAAAUUGCCUACAUACGUCUGUGUUAGUGCGUUUUAGGUAGAGGCUACGUCGCAAAAUGUCGAAGAAGAAAGGACUAAGCUUGGAGGAGAAGAGGACUCGCAUGAUGGAAAUUUUCUUUGACUCAAAAGAUGUGUUUCAGCUGAAAGACAUUGAGAAGAUUGCACCUAAGACCAAAGGCAUAGCUCCCAUGACAGUGAAGGAUGUGCUGCAGAGCCUGGUUGAUGACAACAUGGUGGACUGUGAAAGAGUUGGUACGUCCAACUACUACUGGGCCUUUCCCAGUAAGGCCUUAAACACUCGCAAGCACAAACUGGAAGAGCUGCAAAAACAGAUUUCUGAAUUAAAGCAGCGCAAAGUGUCUCUGGAGAAGGCGGUUGAAAAGGCCAAAGUAGGACGUCAAGAUACAAAAGAAAGAAGCUCUCUGCUGAAGGAAGUGGGGGCUUUGAGAGAGGAGCGAACGCAGCUGCAGGCUGAGCUGGAGAAAUACCGAGAGUGUGACCCAGAAGUAGUGGAGGAGAUGAGAAAAUCAAAUGUUGUUGCGAAAGAAGCUGUUUCCAGGUGGACAGACAAUGUGUUCGCCAUCAAGUCGUGGACAAAGAAGAAGUUUUCCUACGAUGACAGCCGCAUUAAUAAAGCCUUUGGGAUCCCUGAGGACUUCGACUACAUGGACUGACUGCCCGCGUUUCUACCAGAGUUCAUGGAUGCAGUUUAUGGGAAAAUAUGUUUUGAAGAUUCUGUUUGAAGCCUACAUACCUGGUCCCUGCAUUUCUAGUUUCUGUUCUGUGUGUUGGAGUGAAGAUUGCACCAGGAUUCACGUCUAUGGCAUGGGGUGGGCUUUCAAUAAGGACAGGAAACGGUGAUUUCGCAGCAGCAGAUGGACUUUAUCAGCAGAUACUGUGUUGCUUUGGUGCAACCAGAGAAGAAACUGAAUGACCCAUUAGUGCCUGUUCGAGGUGACAGGUUUCUGUGAUGAACACAACUUAGCAGCCGGACUUUUGGGACACCUGUUUGCAUGAAAACUGAGAGCUCCAAGUUGAUGAUGGAAAUGACUCAACGCUUAACACAUCUGUGCUGCCAGUGAAUUCGUUUUUAUGGCUAAAACAGAUGGUUUGGAACGAAAUACUCGGGCACUUUUUUCUUUCGUUUUUCAACUUCCAGUAAUCUUAAGAAACAAAAAGUGCAUUGAGAGUGAUGGCAGAUUACAGAGGAUAUGUUUAGGUUAUGUGUACUCUGCUGGUAAUACUUAGUUUUUAAAGUACAUUUAUUCUCUGUACAACCUCUUUUGGUGCAAAGAAAUUGGCCCUCUGAGUUUUACAGGUAUGUUUCUAGAGUUAAAAGAAUUCUUUUGCAGUGUCUGCAUGUGUUUACAAAAGGCCUCCUAUCUUUCACUUUAAUUUCUGAAUAAAUUACCACCGGAACAUAACAAAAUCCUUCAAAAAAAAGCACUGCAUUUUUUUUUCCUUUCAGGCCUGCACACUCACUUUCUGUAUGAACCAAAAAAAGGAACACUGUUGUCAUGACAUGCCUAGAAUGAUGAUCGCUCUGCCUUUUUUCCUCCCUUUUUUCUGCCAAACUAGAUGCAAAACAGGUUGUUGUGUGUUGUGAGUUUGCUCAGUGGCCUACUUGACAAGGCCAAUGUGUCUGGGUUUGUUGAUUUAAAUUUCAAAUGUGCUUCGUACUUGUCUUCCUUUACUCAUCCAUUUGUUUUUUUUCCCCCCAGUGCAUGAGUUAUAUGCAAAUAUAUUUCUCGUUGAUUUGCAACUUCUCAGCACAAGUUACUGUUUCUGCAAACUGUUAAAAAAACAAGCUGGUAGUAAAACACUAUUUUUCUGAAUAAAAGUUUUGUAUUUGUAA